AUGAUGAAUGUCUUUUUGUCGAAAUAUCUGCUCUUCUUUAUAAUAUCGAUUUCAAGAUUAGUUUCUUGUUAUCCAUAUGAAGCUUAUUCGAUUAAUAAACAAUAUCCUCCAGUUGCUAGAAUUAAUGAAACAUUUAAUUUCCAAAUUUCUAAUGAUACCUAUAAAUCAAAUAAUGGAGUGUCGCAAAUUUCUUAUCAAGUUUAUGGUUUGCCAACUUGGUUAAGCUUUACUUCAGACACACGUACUUUCAGCGGUACUCCACCUAGCAAAUUACUGAGUGAUGAUAUCGAUAAAUUGUAUUUCCCAAUUAUAUUAGAAGGUACUGAUGAAGCUGACAAUAUUGGUUUGAAUAAUACUUAUCAGCUUGUUGUAAGUAAAAAGACCAGCAUUGAAGUUGCAAGUGAUUUUAAUUUAUUGGCCCUAUUGAAAAAUUAUGGCUAUACGAAUGGUGCAGAUGGGUUGAUCUUAUCUCCAUAUGAAAUUUUUAAUGUUACCUUUGAUAGGUCAACUUUUACAGAUGAACAAGAGAUUGUAGCAUAUUAUGGGCGUUCAAGACAAUAUAAUGCUCCACUACCGAGUUGGUUAUUUUUUGAUCCAAAUACAUUAAAGUUUAGUGGAACUGCGCCAGUUGCUAAUUCACAAAUUGCUCCUCAGAUAGGAUAUGAAUUCACAUUAAUUGCAACUGAUAUUGAAAAUUAUUCAGCUGUCGAAGUACCAUUCUCAUUAGUUAUUGGUGCACACGCUUUGACAACCUCAAUUCAAAACACUUUGGUAGUAAAUAUUACAGAUACACGUAGUUUCAGCUAUGAUAUCCCUUUGAAUUAUAUUUACUUAGAUGGUGAUGAAAUUAAUACAAAUAACAUUAGUAGAAUUGCUCUUAAUGAUUCACCAUCAUGGGUGAAAAUUGAUAAUUACACUGUAGAAGGUACAGUACCAGCAGAUACAGAUCUAUCAAAAUCAGAAACAUUCUCCCUUGCAAUUUAUGAUAUCUUUGGUGAUGUUAUAUAUUUGAAUUUCGAAAUAAUGUCAACUACAAAUUUAUUUGCAGUAAAUUCAUUACCAAAUAUUAACGCAACCCGUGGAGAAUGGUUCCAAUACAAUUUUUUACCUUCCCAAUUCACGGAAUAUUCUAACACGAACGUAACUGUAGAAUAUACAAACAAUACCGAAGAUUUUACUUGGUUAUCAUUUCAUGCAUCUAAUCUAACCCUUUAUGGUAAUGUCCCUGAAGAUUUCAGUUCAGUGUCAUUAAAUUUAGUAGCAGAACAAAAUUCUAGGAUUGAUAAAUUAGGAUUUAGAAUUUUGGGUACAAAUCCAGUUUUACCUAAUAAUACAACAAAUCAUAAUAUCACUACAUCAAGAAAUUCUUCAUCAACUACUAGGUCUUCCUCAACGUUAUCAUCAUUAGCCAGCUCUUCAUCAUCAUCUUCUUCAUCAUCUUCGGUGUCUGAAACUUCGUCAAUUUCUGCCAGCACAGCGCAAAGUACCGAAUCAACUACAAAUGGACCAGUUUCAGCUAAUUCAGAACAUUCUUCUAGCAAAAAAGCAGUCGCUAUAGGUUGUGGUGUUGGUGUUCCAGUUGGUUUAAUUGUAAUUUGUAUAAUUAUAUUUCUGUUCUGGAGGAAAUCACAUAAAAAAGACAAGAAUGUUGAAGAUACAGAAAAGGGACAAGAUCCAAAAGGUCCUGGAAAUGGACCUGUAACAGGUAGCCAAGAUGACAGCGAUGCAACCAUAGAUCCAUUUAGUGAUGUGAAUGCUAAAAGGAUGGAUGUUCUAAAUGCUAUAAAACUAGACAAUAUUUCGUCUUCAUCUGAAUCGGAUAACUUUACUUUGGAUGAAAAGAAGAGCCAUCAUAGUAUCGGUAGUAGUGGCAACGUAUAUUUUGACGCAUCGAAUUCACCAAGUACAGAGAUGUUAUUGGGAAAGCCUGAUAAUUAUUCAUCUGAUGAUGUGAGAUUCAAUAGAACAUCUUCAUUAUAUUUAAAUAGUGAACCUGCUAGUAGAAAAUCAUGGAGAUUUAAUCCAGAUAGAACGAUAAAUGGUAAUAAUAGAGAGAUAAGGGAUAGUUAUGUAUCCUUGAAUACAGUUUCUACGGACGAAUUUUUGAACACUGAGUUGAGCAAUGAAGAUGAGAUAGAAAAGGAUCCAAGGAAGUCAGCAUUAGGGUUAAGGGAUUCCAUGUUCAACAAUAGAGAAUCCGUGGAUUCUAAACAACGUCAUUCUAGUAGAAGAUAUUCAUCCAAAUAUGGAGUUCUGCCUGCAUUAGACGAAGCUUUCAGUCAUUCAGAAUAUACAUCUGAAGGUACUAUGUCGACAUCAUCUUCUGAUCAAUUUAUUCCAAUUAAAUCAGGUGAAAGAUAUAAAUGGGUUACCAAAAAUGAGCCAGACAGAAAGCCAAGUAAAAAAAAGUACAUAGAUUUGCAUGAUGGUAAUAACAUCGAUAUUCAAAGGGGUUUAGAGAUUGAAGGUCAUAGUCCUGAAAAACUAUGA
Molecule: messenger RNA, 2490 nt
Organism: Vanderwaltozyma polyspora DSM 70294
Lineage: Eukaryota; Fungi; Ascomycota; Saccharomycetes; Saccharomycetales; Saccharomycetaceae
Gene: AXL2
Product: Axl2p
Exons: 1
Coding region: 1-2490 (829 amino acids)
Cellular component (GO): membrane
Molecular function (GO): calcium ion binding
Source: RefSeq, a predicted model, not a curated record